GAGAGAGUAUUUUGCGGCAUAACGAGGCAGAGGAGAAAAAAGGUGGACAAGUGGUCAUCUAAUCCUUUAGCUUCCUAUUUUCAUAGUACGACACGUGUGUUCCUCUGUUACAUACGCUAAUCAAAUUGUCUUUCUUUUCUACCCUCUCUCUCUUCCGCGUGCCCUCCACGUGUCCCCCCUCCCCCCUCUCUUCUUUACCCUCAUCGAUUUCACCCUCUCCCCGUCUCUUCAUUUUGAUUCCUCUGUUUGUUUCCCGGGAAAAUUUUGGGUUUUCAUAAAGCUUAUUUCACUUUUAAUUAUGUUUCUUGAGUUCAGAUAAUGAGUAUUCAAUGGAGAAAAUGGAAAUUUCGAUAUUGUUUUCUUUAAAAGCUUUCAUCUUUCUUACACCCAAUUCUUUAUUUUCUUGAAUUCUCAUCAAGAAUUUUACUUUUUAAUUCAAUUCAUCAGCUAAAUACUCUUUGACUUCAAGAAAAUCUCAAGUCUUCUCAAAUGGCAGCACAAGCAGAGAAUCCCCAACAACAUACCGUAGAGAACAGUAAAGAUUUGCUCCAAAGAUUAAUGAUUUCAAGAAAUCACAUCGAUUCUGAUAGAGUGGCACCAAAAAUAGAGAAAGAGAGCGAUGAAAUUGAGUUAAGCCUCGGACUCUCUUUGAAUGGAAGAUUCGGGGUCGACCCGAGAUCAAAGAAACUCACUAGAUCAUCUUCAAUCCCGGAUUUUAUCAGCAGUAAUCCAACAAAUUGUGGUUUUACGGUUCCGUUAAGUAACGGCGUUAGUAGCAGUAAUAGUACUAAUCUUGCAAGGACUUGUUCUUUGCCUACGGAGACGGAUGAAGAAUGGAGGAAGAGGAAGGAGAUUCAGAUGCUUAGGAGAAUGGAAGCUAAGAGGAAAAGAUCAGAGAAACAAAGGAAUUUUAAGGCUUUAAAAGAUAGAAAAGAUUGCAACUUUGAGGAAGAUAAGAGAGGAAAUGGUAGUCUCAGUAGUACUAAUAUUAAUGGUAAUUAUCAUAAUCUUAAUCAAGAAAAGUUUGCUAAGUAUUUUAAUGGGUAUUUUGGAGUUGGUGGUGAAGGGGGUUUGCCUCCAUCUUCACAAGGAUCAGUUGGAUCACAGCGUAGUGGCUCUUCUGGUUUAUCUGAAUCUGAUAGCCUACCACCAAUUCAAGGAAUGAACAGAGGCAGCGAGUCGAGAAGUCCCGUCAGUGUUCAAUCUCUGUCAGAAUGUGAUCAGAAAUCGACAUUUAAUGGAAAAUCUGGCAGCCCCCCUCCUGCUGUUGCAACCAAAACUGGCAAACCAGAGGGAGUUAACGGAGCUAAAGAGACAGCAAGGAACGUAUUAGAAGACAUGCCGUGUGUGUCGACAACGGGCGAUGGACCCGACGGCAAAAGGGUAGAAGGUUUUCUCUACAGAUAUAGGAAAGGUGAGGAGGUGAGGAUAGUAUGUGUUUGCCAUGGGAGCUUUCUGUCGCCAGCCGAGUUUGUGAAGCACGCAGGCGGAGGUGAUGUAGCGCACCCUCUCAAGCAUAUAGUUGUCAAUCCAUAUCCCCUCCUGUAGUCGUAGUUUUCAUGUUAUGCCCUUUUAAGUGAUGGAAUGACAAUGAAAGCGGUCAAGUUUCAAUCCAGUUUUAAUUUAUUUUCUGAUGUUCAUCAA
This is a messenger RNA of Mercurialis annua (annual mercury), 1644 nucleotides long. RefSeq names its product ninja-family protein AFP3-like. The record is from RefSeq and is a predicted model, not a curated record. The transcript is spliced from 2 exons. Gene Ontology annotation, cellular component: nucleus. NCBI's taxonomy places the organism in Eukaryota, Viridiplantae, Streptophyta, Magnoliopsida, Malpighiales, Euphorbiaceae. Bases 490 to 1548 code for a protein of 352 amino acids. Gene Ontology annotation, biological process: signal transduction; negative regulation of DNA-templated transcription.